AUUUAAAAUAAUCUUUCUAGUAUACAAAAUUUUUAAAACAAAAAUUCUUAUUGAGAAUUAUUUCAAUUGAUUACAUUGAACAUUUUUUAUUGAAAAUAAUAAUUUGUUUUAAAGAAACAAAUACCAUUAUACACAAUUGUACAUAAUUCAAAAAAGGGUCAAUUUUUGCACAAUCUAAUUGAAGUAUAUAUAUCAUUCUGCAUGAAAAUUAAAAAUAAAAGACCAUAUGAUUAAUUCAGGUCGACAACAGGAUAAUCAGAAAAUCGAAGAAGCGUAAGAGGAAAGCAGAAUGAAUAGGCAAAGAGUUAAGCUGAUUCCAGAUAGUUGUUUACGAUUACACUCCAAUCAGAAAAGAAUUCAUCAAAUGAACUGAGAUAAAAAGCGUCAAAACAAUGCUAAAUACAGAUUGGACGGAGAUAGAAGUAAUCGAAUUGAUAGUUGAUAAUGCAACACAUCUUGGAUUUGGUAUGUGUGGAAGUAAGAGCACCGGCGUAAUCGUUAGAUGCAUUACACCUGGUGGAGCGGCUGAACUGGACGGUCGUCUUCGACUUGGUGACCAUAUUGUCUGCAUUCGUGAUCAUAAUGUUCGAAGUUAUGGACCAGAUCAAGUAGCUACAGUUCUACGCCAAGCUAUAUCAAAUUGUCUAUCUGAAGUUGUAUUAAAACAAGAUUCUCUGCAGACGGGUGAAACAUCCACAAAAACUAUGGAUAGAAAAACUUCACUUAUCAGAACGCAGCCGUUAACAAACAGAACUUCAUCAACUUUUACUAAUACUAUUAAUAUACGAUCGGAAAAAUAUACUUUAUCCCCUAGCCAAAUAGAUUCAAAUCAAAUUGAGUCUAAUGAAAUUCACGAGACCAAUCAAAAACUAAUGGGCGACCCAACAGUUUUAAUUCGAAUGAUUGUAGCUCGUCCAGCUAAUGGUAAUCCUGUUGAUUUGAAUACUAUCAGUUUAAAACAACAAGCUGUUUGCCAUCAACAUGGUGUUCUUGGAAUGCUAACGAUUAUACCAACGCAUCAAAUAGAUCAAUAUAUAGAUGUAUUACUACACAAGAAACCCCCACUUGUUGAUUUGUACAGUCUAUACAAAACAGAUCUAUUGAACAUCGAAAACAAUACUAAUAUUUAUAAAAAAAUAAAUUCAAAUGAAGUUGAAUGUUUUGAAUUAUCAAAGUCAAUCGACUAUAAUGAAAGUGAUUUGAUAGAGAUGAAUAAAAUCAUUGAAUCUUCUCCAACUUCAUCAAAACAACAAGAACAAUAUGAUCUUGAUUUUCAGCAAUUUCGAGAGGUGAAACCGUGCUCGACACUUCAGGUUAUAACAAGUCCUCAAAAUUGCUCAGAAUCUGAUAUUGAAGAGGUUCACAAUAAUCUACCAAGUCGAGUUAUUGAAAAUGUUCGCUUAGAUAAUAAAUAUAAUGAAAAUUUAAAAAUUGAUUGCAACACAACAUUAAAUUAUCAAAACUACUCCAUUGAUCAUCCUAUCUCAUCUUCUUUCAAUGAACAUGUUCUUGAGAAUAUAAGUCAACAAGGCUUAUCAAUUCAUAUUAAUAAUAAACAAGAAAAUGGCGAUGAAGAGGCAGAAAAAACUGAAAUUCACACUGUACAAUUAACAAAAUCAAAGGAUCAAGGCUUAGGUCUAAGUGUAGUUGGAUAUAUUUAUAAAAAUCCAUAUGAUAAAAAUGCAUACAAUAAAGGAAUUUUUGUACAAAAGAUCACUCCCAACAGUAUAUCGGAUAAAUCAAAAUCAAUUCAAGUAAAUGAUCAAAUAAUUCAAGUAAAUGAAAUAUCUCUAAGUGGUCUAGAUAACAUAAAGGCCAUUUCAGUUUUGAAGAAGUCUGAUGCAAAUAUCACACUAAAAUUGAAACGCUACCUUUGUGGUUUCCUUUGUAAAGAACUAAAAAAAGCGGGUUCUUUCCAAAUGAGCAAUAAUGAACCACAAAAUCGAUUGGUAAAUCAUGAUGAAAUUUCAGACUCUGAUCUAAAUUCAGAUCAACCAUACUCAGUAGACAAUAAUGUAUUGAAGUAUAAUGUAAUCAACAGUGAAGCAAGUGACUCAUCAAAUCAAUCAGGGGUUAGUAUGUUAUAUCAACACGAGAAUUAUCCAUUAAAUAAUACUAAUUUUGACCAAUCAAAUACAUUACACAUGGAAUUAAUAGAAGAAUUCAUCGAUUCAUCAUGUACGUGUUUACAUGGUUAUGAAAGUAUAUUUUCAGAAGAAAAGAAAGUUAAGGAAAUGGUGUCACCACUGGAGAAUAAUAAAAAUAAUCUUGAUCAAUUAAGUCCAGUGGCUUUUUCUGACCAAUCAUUAAUUAAUAAAAAUUGUAAAUUAUUAAAUUUAGCAAAUGUUAACUUAGCUGAUAAUAUAGAAUCAUUUAAACAACAAACACCCGUAACAAUGAUGGCAACCACAAUAAUAAAUAAACAGGAAUAUCAAGAUGUGAGUACCGAGCAAAAAGGUGAAGAAUUCACCAAACUUAUCUGUGGUGUUGGAAAUAAUGGGAUGUUGGUAAUCAGUAGGUUCACACCUAAUUUCGGCAUUGAAACUACAUCUCAAGCAGAAACAAGCGAAAAUACAACAUCUAGAAAUAUCAGUGAUGCUUUGAUUCAAAUCAAUAAUAAUAAUAAUAAUAAUAAUAAUAAUACAGCCAUCGGAUCUAAAGAAAUAAUUGAUCAAAAUCGUCUUGGGAAAACAGAUCACAUCAAUUCAUCAAAUGAGGAACAAAUUAAAAUAAGUAAGUUUAGUGGGACUACUUUUGUGUUCCUUCCUAUAAAUAUUUUUUUCUGUGAAUUAUGGUAUUCAAGUGAAUUUUUAUCCAUAUUGAUGUCAAUUGAUUGUUCUAAAAUUGUCAACAUCACCAUUAGAAGAUAUUUUUAUUCACAAACUGGUGUUAUCUGGAAAAUAGUCAAAAAUCGGCUAUUUGACGGUGACAAAUUAGUCACGAAAUAACUACUCUCUGUAAUUCCAUAAUUCUUUAGUUGAUACCAUUUCCAGUCUAAAACUAACUUCAAAUUGAUCUACUCUGUCAAAGAAAUACUCACUUGACAAUGAGAAUAUAACGAAACAAGUAUAUAGACUAAUUAAAUAAUGAGC
Schistosoma margrebowiei is the source of this 3092-nucleotide messenger RNA. The record is from the annotation of a GenBank genome assembly. NCBI's taxonomy places the organism in Eukaryota, Metazoa, Platyhelminthes, Trematoda, Strigeidida, Schistosomatidae.